GACACAUUAAUACAUCAAAUGUUGUAAUAUUUCUAUUUUAAUAUAUAAUGGAUAUAUAUAUAUAUAUAUAUAUAUAUAUAUAUAUAUUAUAAACUAUUAGAAAUAUUCCUUUGUUUAAGAUAUAUAAUAUUAAAAAGGAAAAAAAUGUUUAUUUUCUGAUAUUUUUGUUUGUCAACGUUUAUUGUCUAAUAUAUAUAUUUGUAUUUCUACGAUAAGUGCUUUUCUUGUCUUCUUUUCUUCUAGGAUUUAAGCUAAUGAUAUUAAUUUUUGUAAAAAUAAUAAUAAUUAAAGCAUGGAAUUUAUGGUUAAAUACAAAAUAAAAUAAAUCAAGUAAGGAAAAUCAUUAUCAUGAUAAAAUGGUUUGUUCCUAAUUAUAUAUAUUGAGAUAAUGAUGACGAUAUGUGAUUUAUAAUUACAUAUGUAUGUGAAUAUAGUUGAUAAAAUUAUUAUUAGUAAUAAAUUGGUAAAAUAAACUGAGUAAAAUGUGAAUCCUAAUUUAACAUAUGAUAGUAGUUUAUAAACCAUGUUUGGCUUAACAUUUUAUGUCUUGAGGUUACAUUUAUGUAAUUGGUCUAAAUCCCAAACAUAGUAUAUUUAAGUUAUGACAACCAACUCAUUACGAAGUUAUUGGUAAAAAACUAACGAUAAUCUCUGUUAGGAAUGUCAUAACUAACUAGAACCAAAAACACAACUAUAUUUUUAGAAGUUCAACAAAUUUAAAGAACAUACAUAUACAAGCAUGUUUUCAAAUUUGUAGAAGGCAACAUAUCUGGAGAAGAAAAAUAAACAAAUCAACUAAGACAAUGAAGCUUCAGUUGUUAUGGCUUGCUUUGGUAUUCAUUGCCGUUGAAACUAAUGCAGCGAAGCAAGGAAAGAAUGCAACAAUCCCUGCACUAAUAGUUUUUGGAGAUUCAAUUAUGGAUACUGGUAAUAACAAUAGACUCCCAACUCUUUUGAAGUGCAAUUUUCCUCCCUAUGGCAAGGAUUUUCCCGGCGGUUUGGCCACAGGAAGAUUUUCUGAUGGAAGAGUUCCCUCUGAUCUCAUUGCUGAAAAGUUGGGAAUAGCCAAGUCACUACCAGCAUUUAUGAACCCGAAUUUGAAGCCCCAAGAUCUUCUCAAGGGUGUAACAUUUGCAUCUGGAGGAACUGGUUACGAUCCAUUAACGGCUAAGAUUAUGUCCGUGAUAUCAGUCUGGGAUCAACUAACAUAUUUCAAGCGAUACAUAUCAACGAUCAAACAACAUUUUGGAGAAAAAGCUCAAGAUAUCUUGGACCAUAGUUUUUUUGUUGUGUGUUCCAGUAGCAACGACCUUGCUCACACUUUCAUGGCUCAAUCUCAUAAAUAUGACCGCACCUCAUAUCCCAAUUUCUUGGCUGACUCAGCAGUCAAAUUCGUAAGAGAAUUACAUAAGCUUGGAGCUAAGAAAAUCGGAGUGUUUAGCGCAGUGCCGGUUGGAUGUGUACCACUUCAAAGAACAGUGUUUGGAGGAAUGUUUACAAGAGGAUGUGUUAAACCGUUAAACGACAUGGCAAAACAAUUCAACGCAAGGCUUUCACCAGCUCUAGAAUCUUUAGAUAAAGAGCUGGACGGUGUAAUCCUCUACAUUGAUGUUUAUGAUACUCUUUACGACAUGAUCCAACAUCCUUCAAAAUACGGUUUUGAGGUAGCUGAUAGAGGAUGUUGCGGUAGGGGCUCUCUCGCGAUAUCCUACAUGUGCAACUCAUUGAAUCCAUUCACAUGUUCUAAUUCCUCGGCCUAUAUAUUUUGGGAUAGCUACCACCCAACGGAGAGAGCAUAUCAAGUUAUUGUUGACAACUUGCUUGACAAAUAUUUAAGCAAAAUCUAUUGAUGUUUAAUCAUCUAACUAAAACUUAUUGAUCUCUUGGUGCGAUUGUGUUUCCCCAUCUCAUUUUUGUCUCUCUGGUGUAUUCAUUCUUCAAUUUUAUGAAUGUCAUAUAAAGUGCACUACAACAAACUAAUACAACGGAAAAUCAGUUUAUUGCAUUCUCUUUUAUUUUUAUUCCCAAACAUGGCAUAUAAAAUAAUUAUAUUGGGGCUGGACAAAAUAUCCGGACUCGAAUAAUCGGCCCAAAACCGACCCAAAAAUCAGGGUAUCGAACCCGAUCAGACCUGGGGUAAAUAACCGAAAGGGUCCUAAAUUGCUAUAUCCGAAGAACCAGUACCAAACCCGAUCCGAACGGAGAACCGAAUGAGUGUCCGAAGAUAUCCAGAAGUUAAAUGUAUAUCUAAAAUAUUAGUUAUAAUUAUACUUAUAAUUAUUUUAAUAAUUUAAAUUAAAAUCAUAAAUUAAAUAUAUUAGUUACUUUUCAAUACUUUGUGUAUUUUCAGAUAAAAUAAGAUAGUUUUGAUAGAAAUACUCAAACAAAACCAUAUCUAAUGAGUAUUUUUUUUUAAUUAUUUUUGGUACAUUUGGAUAGUUUGAAUACAAAAUAUACUAACUGAAUCGGGUAAUAUGGUUACUUUAGAUAAAAAAUAUCCGAACCUGUUUCAUAUACUUUGGUUAUUGGUUAUUUUCAGGUUUCUACACAUCGGAAUCAAACCCAUCCGGAUCAAGGAGGACCUGAUUCGAACCCGAUCCGAAAUUUUGUAAUACCUGAUUGGGGCGUGGUUUAAAAACCCAAAAAAAUCCGAUACCAGAAAGAACCAAUCCAUACCCAAUCGGGUACUCUUAUGUCCAAGCCUAGUACUGCACAUUCACUUGAUCUAUAUGUCAUUCUUACUUCUUAGUUUUCUUAGAAUUUUAUAAGUGUCUAUACAACAAUUUAAAUUAUUAAAAUGUCUUUUUCUUAAGAUAAUAUUAAAAAGGAAGAGAACAUUUAUUUUUAAUACAUGUUCUUAUUAGAACUGAUUUUAGUUUCUUCUUUCACUCUAGGAUUCAAAUUAAUGAUAUAAAUUUUUGAAACCAAAACAAUAAUUAAAGCAUGGAAUUUAUGGUUAAAAUCCAAAAUAAAAUAAACAAAGUGAGGAAAUAAUGGCCAUACGGGGAAAGUCCCAGACUUCCAUCAUCUAUGAAAAUCAAUGUGGUUCUCUCUUGGACACUAAGAACAUUUCAAACGAGAAGAAUACCUGUUUAUUUUGGCAUUUGGAAUUUGGCAAAUGGUUUGUUCCUAAUAAUAUAUAUAUAUAUAUAUAUAUAUAUAUAUAUAUAUAUAUAUAUAUAUAUAUAUAUAUUAGUACAAUUAUUUUUAGUUACAAAUUGGUAAAAUACGAAAAGGAAA
Messenger RNA from Brassica rapa (field mustard), 3240 nucleotides. RefSeq names its product GDSL esterase/lipase At1g59030-like. The record is from RefSeq and is a predicted model, not a curated record. Gene Ontology annotation, molecular function: lipase activity. Gene Ontology annotation, biological process: lipid metabolic process. Gene Ontology annotation, cellular component: extracellular region. Lineage: Eukaryota; Viridiplantae; Streptophyta; Magnoliopsida; Brassicales; Brassicaceae.